Messenger RNA from Suillus bovinus, 654 nucleotides. RefSeq lists its product as uncharacterized. NCBI's taxonomy places the organism in Eukaryota, Fungi, Basidiomycota, Agaricomycetes, Boletales, Suillaceae. The coding region runs from base 1 to 654 and encodes 217 amino acids. The transcript has a single exon. The record is from RefSeq and is a predicted model, not a curated record.
AUGAUAGGAAUUGGCGCUUUCAAAACAGCUCAUCCUGGGUGGCUAACUCUAUCCCCCAUUGUUUCUAGCAGUCUUGGAUCAUGCUCUCAGCAUGAUGUGGUCGUUAAACGUCCAUUUUAUAGGGUACCGCCAACAAGUCAGGCUGCCGCAUCAUCACUCAAGAUUGUGCGAUAUUCGUCAGUGGAUGAGCUGAAACAUGUCCUGAAAGAAAGUAUCGUCAUGUACUGGGCAAAGUCACUCCUCAACUACACUUACGAUUACAUUGACCACCAUAUCAGCACUUCACCAACACCUCUGCCCUUUGAGAUUCCUCAUGUGCAUUUCGUCGAUGCUGGUGUUGCUUUGGGGUAUGGACAGCGCAUUACCAGCUCAAAACCAGGAGAAAAAUCAAACACAAAGGCAGGAACAGUUUUGGCCAUCUAUCUUCUUGAAGAACACAUCGUGUUUGAUGACAACCAGGAGUUUACCAACUUCAUUCACAACAUGGACUACAUGCCUUCUCUCGAUGAGGAUCAAUAUGGCUAUGAUUUAGCCAUUUUCCUCACGUUCACACAGCACAUUCAAUAUGUGCAGAAUGAAGGUUUGGUGUCUGUUUUGGAUUAUCAAGGUAUUUACCACAGCGCACUCCUUAACACCCCAUUUCAUGAAGACUGA